Molecule: messenger RNA, 6555 nt
Organism: Psilocybe cubensis
Lineage: Eukaryota; Fungi; Basidiomycota; Agaricomycetes; Agaricales; Agrocybaceae
Exons: 22
Coding region: 1-6555 (2184 amino acids)
Biological process (GO): xenobiotic detoxification by transmembrane export across the plasma membrane
Molecular function (GO): fluconazole transmembrane transporter activity
Source: RefSeq, a predicted model, not a curated record
AUGAGCGGCCCUUCACUCAAGGUCGAGAAGAUAUUCUACGAAGAAUCCAAGGUUUCUCCUGUGGAAUCCCAUUCUUCAAGGCCUAUUUGGAAUGAUCAGAUCUCUCGUUCUGUAGCAGAAAUUACUCAAGAGCAAUUAUGGAACGGUCUUUCAUCUUUGUAUGAUUCAAACGAAGAUUUGAAGGCUGAAGCAGCGUCUUUGGAUCCGACCUCGAGAGAUCCAAAUGCACGCGACAAUGGAGAAUUGUUGGAUGGCUUACUCGACACUUUCAUAAACGGCGCGAACAAGGUUCUCGACGAACUGACUAUCAUUGGCAACGCACAUCCCAUUCUUGCUAUUGCUAUUUACGCAUUCCAUGAAGUUAUCAAGUUGGACAUUGCAAGGAGGGAAAAUAACAAAAAAGUGCUUGUAGUGGUGUUGGAGAUGCAAAAUAUGUUGGGGCCGAUGUUCCAGCUGCGCAACCUGGAUCACAACCACAUGCCCCAACGCGAAAAGGAAAUUCACGAAAAAAGGCUAAAGGAAAUUGUUGAACAAAUCACCCAGGAUAUCAAAGUUUGCCGAAGCGAUAUUACUCAUUUUAUAAACCGCAAAUUUGUUUACAAACUUGUUCUCGCGAAAGGUUACGAAAGAAAGUUUGCCGGUCAUAUCGAAACCUUUCUACGCCGUCGAAACGAGCUGCAGACUGUCAUCUCAGAGUACACGGCCAUAGGGAUCAGCUCAGCAAAUGUUGCGUUGGCUGAGAUUGGAAAGAAAGUUGAGGUGGCCGACGAGAAGCUAGACAAGAUCGCCGAAGUUUUAUUUCGCGGUCUCGAUACUCCACGCGAAAAAGAUGUAUUCAAAUUCAUGCAACAACACGGAGGUCCUGAGAAAUGUGUCAAUGAUCUCGACCUCCUACCCAAGCUUAUCCUGAAAGCUGGCGAAUCUACUAAACCUGGAAAGGUUACUGUUACGAAUAGGGCAGAAUUAGAGGAGAUUCGGAAGGAGCUAAGUGAAGCUUUGAGUGAAGAUCUGGACAAGGUGUUGGAUAAACACUUCCUUCGAUUCGAGAAGGUUUUGCAGGUUCAGAAUAACAACAUGAAACGCAUGGCGUCGCACCUGGAGAAUCAGGGAGCAAUGAUGCAAACGCAAGCUUCUCAGUUGGGACAGAUACUCGAUACUGUGACAACAAUCAUGGUCAUGGAAGAGGGUAAGUACAGAGCGAAGGCAGUCAAGCUCAAAGACCCAGAAAUUCAACGUGUGUGGACACAGAUGAACCUUACCAGUGUAGUUAAGGCGAAGGUCUUUGUUUUGACAUUCCGUGAUCAUAUUCGCCUUGAUCAUUCAUCUGCUCCUACUCCCAGCAUAGGCACUCCGAUUCCUUAUACAUCCCAGCUGCCAGAGGAACAUGUCAAUUCCCUACUACGUACACCGAUCAGCGUUACGAGUUCCGUAUAUCGCCCUCCUUUGAAGAUGACAGAAUCAAAUAGGGACCUCCACACCCUUCAACUAGCCAUGAAUUCCAUCGAUGCACAGGAAUCAUCGGCGUCUCAACGUUUGCCUCUUCACUCAGAAAAUGGUCGGGUGAUCACAAAUGAUACCCCAUCGGUCAAUGUCAAGGAAAGGUCGCAGAAUGGACCUGAAAUGCCAACACCUGCUCUGGGCUUGACAAUUUCAGACACAACGGAACUCCAGCCUCUUGCAGCUAUGCCUGAGCCUCAGAUACACCCUCAUCUAGAACCCACUCAGAAACCUUCUCUUCCUGUUAACACGGGCAAUAAAUCCGAUGACUGGGUGUUGGAAUACAUAGAUGCAGCCUAUGUCAAGCCGAUUGUAGAGGCCAUGGAUGAAGACGGAUCGGGUUUCAUCAGCGUUCAGGAAGCCAAUAGGUUUGCUCUCGCAAGGCCAGCAGGAAUGAGCUUGUUGCACUGGAUGGCAUAUUGGGCAGCCGGGUGGCAUAUCAAUCUCGCAAAGUACCAGAAAGAGAUCUACACUGUUUUGCUUCAAAUCAGCGAUAUCGUUCCGCGCGUUUUGGUCACAAACAGUAUCUAUGUAGAUGACUAUCUGGAUGUUCCUAUUCUAACACGAUUGGAUGCCCUCUUGCGCUCCAUCAGGCCCGUUCCAGACAAUGUGAGGAAGGACCACAAUUUGAUAGAAGUUGCGAAUAUAAUGGCAUCACUGCAAAUGGAACGUUUGAGAACAAACCUUGCCGAUAUGGGACACGUCAUCGAGUCCAGUCUCGAUGCCACCACUAUUGCUGGCGGAAGUUCGAGAGUGGAGACUUGGAUUCUUCCGUUGGUCCUGUUACUCCUUCAGCGCCAUCGAGACGUUCUUCGUUUGGCAAAAACCGUCGUUCUGGACCCUCGUGAAUUUGACGCGCAUGUGCAGUCACUAAUGUCCGUGUUUUCUGUUUUUGACGAACGCAUAGAAUACCUUGAAGCGAGGUUUCGUCAAUUGCAUAGCGAUAUCGACGCACAGUUCCACAACUUUGCAUAUGGAAUGUUCUUUGCAGCUUAUAAAAAGGAUGAGUUCAACACCUAUGACCACACUCUUCUUUCAAAAGUACGCGAACUAUGGCGUCCAGACGAUGUCCCCAACAAACCUGGUGUACUACCCGACACAUCGAUCCUGACGAAGCCAAUUGGCGAAACCUUCAACCCUGAUGACCCGAUUAUUGACGCAACGGCUCCUCUUCCGGACGGUUAUGUUUCUCAUCCGAUAGAAGGGGAAUGGUCUGGCUGGUUCCAGCCUUCCGAAGGCACACCAUACUACCUACGACCUCAUCGUUGUGUCAUACAUCCAAUCGUCGACAACAAAUUGGUUGGCCGCGCGGAAGCAUUUUGCGGUGCUGUCGACAUACACGGGACUGCAGAGCGAGUACAAACCCAGCCUUCAAGUGCUGACCUCAGGGUCGAGUUUUACUUCUCGCCCGAAAACAGUCGGUAUGGGCAGCAACUUUGUCGGGGCACCUACAAUGCGGAGAAGGAUAUUAUUGAGGGCACCUAUACAUGGUUCUGGCCAAGCACUCCCGUGCAAUUGGGUGUCGCUCCUCAGCCUUUUUUUAAUGGCAGCGACAUGGAAGGUGCUCCUGCAGUUGGGGUCAGUAUGGACGAAAACCUGGAAGCUGGUGUCAACACUCUUGUAAGACCGCCCCCUUCCAACGAUUUUACACCACUCUUAGACACCGAGCCAUCGCAGGAUGUUCAAACACUUGAGUUUAACCAAGUUGAGACUAUCUUACAAGUCAAAUCACCUCUUGUUAAUGUAGACGGGGGCAAUCAUGAUCGAAGCUACACAGGUUUAGAGGUUGGACCUCCGGUUACGUUUGAUCCUCAGACUGCUAUCAGCGAAGAUCGGAUAGACGGCCGUUUUGUCCUUUCUCGGAUUCCGAUUCACCUCUUACGCUUCCGGUACCUCCUCGACGGUUCAGGUGUGCCCCCAUGUUGGAGAGUUUGGCCACUGGCUCGCAAGCGCUGGUCAUUCGCCAUUGAAGCCAUACUUCACCAGACGCGGUGGCGCAUUAACUCAUCCAAAGUAUUCAACCAGGCCCUAGCUGAGCGUCGCAAGUGGAUUUACCUCAGCAUGCGCUGGUACAUAGCGAACCCUGAUCCGGCUCGCGGCGGAUGGUCCCCAUUUGAGCCUUUGAGCCGCAAUGACUGGGAAGCAUACGAAACAUUGGAAUCUUAUGUACCUCCUACGAACGCACGACUCUACGAAAGAACUGCCCAUUACCUGGCGAGACGUGAAGUUCAUAUCAUGCCCGUAGGCCGACUUCCUUGUGACGUAUGCAACUGGGAUCUGUGCUUUAGGCGUCAACAAUGCAUUUAUUGCAAAGACGAUCAUUUGCUAUUAGAUCACCGCGACGUCGAUAUAUGUUACAAUUGUAUCGAUAAACCUGUUCCAUUCCGAGAGGUUACUCACAGCAAAUCACAUUCCCUUCUCCGGUCACCCUACCGCAUUCAUAAGUAUGAAUACAAGAAUGUCAUCGCUGAAGCUAGAUUUAUAUCUGCAAGGGUGAAAAAUAUGUUCCGGGCACAAGAGGAACAGCGCAACGAGUUGAACAAGCAUCAUCACCGGAGAGGCGGCAGAGGGAAGAAGGGCAAACUCGGAAACGAUACAGACAGAAAGACAUCGUCUACUGAUUCCGACCCCAUCUAUUGCGCAUGUUGUGCCGAAACAGUUUCACUACCUUGUUGGGUCUGCAUAGUAUGUUCGCCGUACGUGUUCUUCUGUUCUCGAUGCGAAAGGAACAAUGCAUCAGUUACAAAUUGGGCCGCUUUCUACCAUUCCAAAAAGGAGCACCAGAUCCUACGAAUUUUUGAUACUGUGGAAGUUAAAGUCUUCAGAGACGGGAAUAACGUUGGAGUGCAACUCGAAGAAAUCAACACGACAAUUUCGUCACUCGAGAAAAAAAUCAAUAAGCAAUUGCAAGAAGGCAAAGAAACAAAAGGGGUGGUAGAUGAAAUGGCGAAGAAAGUAGGAAUAAGCUGGUCAGACGAACACUCUAAUUUGCAGAGCUUUGCAGAGGGGGCCGAAUCGUCCUCCUAUGAUCAUGGGAUUGCUGCUGAUAGCGCUCGGAUAACUGGCAUUUCCACACCGACUGAUGUCGAAGGCACUACGACACAGCCCUUGGAGUCAUUACACGAACGUAUAACGGGCAACGGAGUAAACCAAUCCGAACUGGAGCGAAGGCUGGAAAUUUUGGAGGCCAAGCUCGGCACUUCAAAAUCCAAACAUGAGAAAGAUAUUGGGGUCAAAAUUGACGCCUUGGAGGCGAAAAUGGAUGAAUUGUUCAUUCUCAUUCAGCCUACUACCCCAAUACUACUCGCUAUGCCGGACAUUCUUCGAGAUUCUACCGUUGGCUUGAUUAUCAACACACUGUCCAAAGGACGUCUUUUGCCUUUCGCUGAUCAAAAAAGAGGAUGGUUACCCCCAGCGCAUUUCGUAUCUCCGCCUCCAUCAUUUGCUUCUGCUGAUGAAACACCAAUAAAAGAGCCAGAGAGCGUUGUGGUAAUACCCACAGAGGAGACUCCGGAAAAAGGCGUGGUAGUAGAUCGAUCUCCAUUGGACUCACCACUGCCUCCGCCCCCACCCAUAUCUUCAUCAAGUGGGAAGAAGUCUCCCGAUGUGGUUGUCGAUGUCGUUCCCGAAAGUGUGAUGGCAAAGAGUUUCGACCCAAACCUAGUGACAUGGUACGAUGACAAUGACCAGGACAAUCCGCAGAAUUGGAGUCUGGCAAAGCGAAUUCUGGUCCUUUUCUGGAUUUCUCUUCUCACUUUCAGCAUAUACAUCGGAUCAGCUAUUUAUACACCAUCUAUCCCCGGAGUAACAGAGCACUUUGAUGUGUCGUUGACCACUGCAACUCUAGGUCUUUCCCUAUACGUUAUCGGUUACGGUAUUGGACCAAUCCUCUUUAGCCCACUUUCAGAACUGCCGUCGGUUGGUAGAACGCCGGUUUACAUGGCUACUUUAUUCGUAUUCGCCAUCCUUCAAAUUCCAACCAUCUAUGCUCCUAACAUUCACACGUUACUUGCCAUGCGUUUCUGGGCUGGAUUCGUUGGAUCUCCCGCAUUGGCAACAGGGGGUGCAUCUAUUCAAGACAUAUUUUCGCCCAUGAAGCUGCCAUACGUAUUCAUAGUUUGGAGCUGUGGAGCAGUCUGUGGACCUGUUUUGGGGCCUGUUAUUGGAGGGUUUGCUGCCCAGAACAAAGAUUGGCGAUGGCCUAUUUUCGAACUCCUGUGGUUGUCCUCAUUCACCUUCAUCGUUCUCAUGUUAUGGCUUCCGGAAACAAAUGCCGAAACUAUCCUGCUGAAGCGUGCCAGACGCCUUCGUGAACGCACUGGAAACUUAAAUCUGUAUAGCGAAAGUGAGCUCAAGCAAGCUCAUAUGAGUGGAUCGGAUGUUGUUUUCGAGGCGCUUCUUCGACCAUUCCAGCUUAUGAUAGAACCGGCGGUUUUCUACGUCAACGUUUACCUAGCAUUGGCGUAUGCCAUUUUUUACCUAUGGUUCGAAGCCUUCCCUCUUGUUUACGACGGUAUAUACCACUUCAAACUCGGACAAUCAGGGCUUCCCUUCAUUGGUCUGAUUGUCACAUGUAUACUCACAAGUAUCGGUUAUAUCUGCUGGAACUACUAUUACGUCGAGCCACGAUUUAAGGAAACAGGUUCGAUGGAACCAGAAUCACGGCUUGCGGUGUCGCUUGUGGCUUCGGUCUUUAUCCCGAUAUCCUUGUUUAUGUUCGGAUGGACUUCAAGAUCCAGUAUUCACUGGAUAGUCCCUACCAUUGGCGCCGCUCUAUAUCUUCCUGGGCUUUUCCUUUUGUUCCAAAGUGUACUGGUAUAUUUACCCAUGUCCUAUCCCACAUACGCCGCAUCCGUACUUGCAGGAAAUGACUUGUUUCGCUCUUGUGUGGCCGGCGCUUUUCCGCUGUUUGGACGAGCAAUGUACCUGAAGCUAUCAAUAGCUGGUGGAUGUUCAUUACUGGCCGGCCUCUCGAUCGUCUUCAUCCCAGGGUUGUGGUUUCUGUAUAAGUAUGGCGCUCGUAUUCGAGCGCGUUCAAAAUAUGCGUGUCAUGUGUAA